This is a messenger RNA of Gorilla gorilla gorilla (western lowland gorilla), 2231 nucleotides long. RefSeq names its product STE20 related adaptor alpha (gene STRADA). Gene Ontology annotation, biological process: activation of protein kinase activity; protein export from nucleus; protein phosphorylation. The coding region runs from base 177 to 1472 and encodes 431 amino acids. Gene Ontology annotation, molecular function: protein kinase activity; protein serine/threonine kinase activator activity; ATP binding. Lineage: Eukaryota; Metazoa; Chordata; Mammalia; Primates; Hominidae. The transcript is spliced from 13 exons. The record is from RefSeq and is a predicted model, not a curated record. Gene Ontology annotation, cellular component: serine/threonine protein kinase complex.
CCUCCCGGUCGCCCGACUGCGCAUGGCACGUUGCGUACUCCCCUCCCAGCAACCGGCCUGGCGGCGGCGCGGCAGUAAAACUGAGGAGGCGGAGCCAAGACGGUCGGGGCUGCUUGCUAACUCCAGGAACAGGUUUAAGUUUUUGAAACUGAAGUAGGUCUACACAGUAGGAACUCAUGUCAUUUCUUGUAAGUAAACCAGAGCGAAUCAGGCGGUGGGUCUCGGAAAAGUUCAUUGUUGAGGGCUUAAGAGAUUUGGAACUAUUUGGAGAGCAGCCUCCGGGUGACACUCGGAGAAAAACCAAUGAUGCGAGCUCAGAGUCAAUAGCAUCCUUCUCUAAACAGGAGGUCAUGAGUAGCUUUCUGCCAGAGGGAGGGUGUUACGAGCUGGUCACUGUGAUAGGCAAAGGAUUUGAGGACCUGAUGACUGUGAAUCUAGCAAGGUACAAACCAACAGGAGAGUACGUGACUGUACGGAGGAUUAACCUAGAAGCUUGUUCCAAUGAGAUGGUAACAUUCUUGCAGGGCGAGCUGCAUGUCUCCAAACUCUUCAACCAUCCCAAUAUCGUGCCAUAUCGAGCCACUUUUAUUGCAGACAAUGAGCUGUGGGUUGUCACAUCAUUCAUGGCAUACGGUUCUGCAAAAGAUCUCAUCUGUACACACUUCAUGGAUGGCAUGAAUGAGCUGGCGAUUGCUUACAUCCUGCAGGGGGUGCUGAAGGCCCUCGACUACAUCCACCACAUGGGAUAUGUACACAGGAGUGUCAAAGCCAGCCACAUCCUGAUCUCUGUGGAUGGGAAGGUCUACCUGUCUGGUUUGCGCAGCAACCUCAGCAUGAUAAGCCACGGGCAGCGGCAGCGAGUGGUCCACGAUUUUCCCAAGUACAGCGUCAAGGUUCUGCCGUGGCUCAGCCCUGAGGUCCUCCAGCAGAAUCUCCAGGGUUAUGAUGCCAAGUCUGACAUCUACAGUGUGGGAAUCACAGCCUGUGAACUGGCCAACGGCCAUGUCCCCUUUAAGGAUAUGCCUGCCACCCAGAUGCUGCUAGAGAAACUGAACGGCACAGUGCCCUGCCUGUUGGAUACCAGCACCAUCCCCGCUGAGGAGCUGACCAUGAGCCCUUCGCGCUCAGCGGCCAACUCUGGCCUGAGUGACAGCCUGACCACCAGCACCCCCCGGCCCUCCAACGGCGACUCGCCCUCCCACCCCUACCACCGAACCUUCUCCCCCCACUUCCACCACUUUGUGGAGCAGUGCCUUCAGCGCAACCCGGAUGCCAGGCCCAGUGCCAGCACCCUCCUGAACCACUCUUUCUUCAAGCAGAUCAAGCGACGUGCCUCAGAGGCUUUGCCUGAAUUGCUUCGUCCUGUCACGCCCAUCACCAAUUUUGAGGGCAGCCAGUCUCAGGACCACAGUGGAAUCUUUGGCCUGGUAACAAACCUGGAAGAGCUGGAGGUGGACGAUUGGGAGUUCUGAGCCUCUGCAAACUGUGCGCAUUCUCCAGCCAGGGAUGCAGAGGCCACCCAGAGGCCCUUCCUGAGGGCCGGCCACAUUCCCGCCCUCCUGGGCAGAUUGGGUAGAAAGGACAUUCUUCCAGGAAAGUUGACUGCUGACUGAUUGGGAAAGAAAAUCCUGGAGAGACACUUCACUGCUCCAAGGCUUUUGAGACACAAGGGAAUCUCAACAACCAGGGAUCAGGAGGGUCCAAAGCCGACAUUCCCAGUCCUGUGAGCUCAGGUGACCUCCUCCGCAGAAGAGAGAUGCUGCUCUGGCCCUGGGAGCUGAAUUCCAAGCCCAGGGUUUGACUCCUUAAAGCCGAGGACCGCCACCUCUUCCCAGUGCUUGCAACCAGCCUCAUUCUAUUUAACUUUGCUCUCAGAUGCCUCAGACGCUAUAGGUCAGUGAAAGGGCAAGUAGUAAGCUGCCUGCCUCCCUUCCCUCAGACCUCUCCCUCAUAAUUCCAGAGAAGGGCAUUUCUGUCUUUUUAAGCACAGACUAAGGCUGGAACAGUCCAUCCUUAUCCCUCUUCUGGCUUGGGCCCUGACAUCUAAGUCUUUCCCACGGUUUAUGUGUGUGCCUCAUUCCUUUCCCACCAAGAAUCCAUCUUAGCGCCUCCUGCCAGCUGCCCUGGUGCUUUCUCCAAGGGCCAUCAGUGUCUUGCCUAGCUUGAGGGCUUAAGUCCUUAUGCUGUGUUAGUUUCGUUGUCAGAACAAAUUAAAAUUUUCAGAGACGCUG